AUGGCACUUGUGCAUGCACACCGCAGCAGCAGCAGCAGCAGCAGCAGCAGCAUGGAGCUACCGGAGUUGGGGCCGGGCAUGCAGCGGCUGCUGCUGCGGUAUUUAUCUAUGAGCGAUGAACCUGCUGCUGCCUAUGCUUACCUCCUUAAGCCACCGCAGCAGCAGCAGCAGCAGCAACAGCAGGAGCAGGAGAAACGGGCGUGCAGAAGCUCGGGCUUCCUACCUGAACAGCCACACGUGCAGGAGCUGCAGCAGACUUGGCUGUCGCUGCCGCCGCCGCCGCAGCAGCAGCAGCAGCAGCAUCACCAACAGCAACAGCAGCAGCAGCAACAACAGCAGCCACAGCUCAUAGGCUUUGCAGUCCGUCCUGCUGUGCAGCGCCUGCAGCAAACGCAGCAGCAACAGCAGCAGCAGCAGCACACAGCAGCGCUGCAGCAAGCAGUUCCGCUGCCGCCGCAGCAGUUGCAGCAGCAGCAGCUAGCCACGCAGCCGCAGCAGCAGCAGCAAGAAAGGAGGAGCGAGGGAGCACUUCAGCAGCAAACCGCUGCAUCUAUUCCUACUGAACAGGAGCUGCAGAGUUUGCAGCAGCAGCUGCAGCAGCUGCAGCUGCAGCAGCGGACGCUGCAGGUAUUUCUUAAGCAACACGACCCCAUACCUCUCGCUGCCUGCAGCCUGCAGCAGCAGCAGCAGCAGCAGGUGCAGCAGCAGCAGGUGCAGCAGCAGCUUGUGCAGCAGCAGCAGUUGAAGCAGCAGCAGUUGCAGCAGCAGCAGCUGCAGCAGCAGCCAUCCCAGAGCCUGAAAUUGCAAUCUAUUCCCCACCAUCUGCAGCAGCAGCAGCAAUUACAGCAGCAACAGCAGCAGCAGUUACAGCAACAGCAUCAGCAGUUGCAGCAGCAUCAACAACAGCCGCAGCAACAAGAGCAGCAACCGCUGCCUGCCUCAUGGGCUUUACCUCCACCGUUGCAUGCAAGCCUGCUGCGGCACCAGCAGCAGAAGCAGCUGCUGCAGCAGCAACAGCAGCAGCAACAAGCAUUCCUGCAGCAACAGAAGGAGCUGCAGCGAGAACUGCAGCAACAGCAAAUCCUGCUGCAGCAGCUGCAGCAGCAACGCCAGCAGGCUCACAGCGAAACGCUUGCCCCCCAAGCGCUGGAGCUGCUGCAGCGGGAAGCCUCGCCGCAGCAGCCGCUGCAGCAGCAGCAACAACAACUGCAGCAGCAACUCCUACAGUCACAGCAUCAGAAAUCCCUGCCUUAUCAGCAGCCGUUUAUAGAACAGCGGCAGCAGCCCCUGCAGCAGCUACAGCAACCCCUGCAGCAGCAACCCCUGCAGCAGCAACAGCUCCUUCUGCACCAGCCGCCGCAGCAGCAGCAACUCCCGCAGCAGCAGCAGCUCCUUCUGCAUCAGCCGCAGCAGCUACCGCUGCAGCAGCAGCGGUUGCAACAGCAGCCGUUAGAGCAGCAGCCGCUGCAGCAGCAGCCACUGCAGCAGCAGCCGCUGCAGCAGCAACCGCUGCAGCAGCAGCCGCACUUGGUUGUGCUGCACCGCUCUGCAGCAGCGCGACCCGUGAAUAUGCUGCCGCCCCAUGGAGGGGGAAGAUGCAGCAGCAGCAGCAGCAGCAGCAUGCCGCAGCAGCAGCAGCAGGAUCCCCUGCUGCUGAGCGUGUUGAGUAUGAGCAGCAGCAACUGCACCGGCGGAUACCUCUUUACCCCUACACCAGCAGCAGCUCCAGCAGUAGCAGCAGCAGCAACAACAGCAGCAGCAGCAGCAGCAGCAGCAACUGCAGCACCAAGGGAAACAGCAGAGACACCCGAAGCGUUGCUGUUCUCUUCUCCUUCUUUGUUCACUCAAGACUCUCCAAGGCAAGAUGAACUCUUUGAAGACAUCUAA
This is a messenger RNA of Eimeria acervulina, 1887 nucleotides long. RefSeq lists its product as hypothetical. The coding region runs from base 1 to 1887 and encodes 628 amino acids. The transcript has a single exon. NCBI's taxonomy places the organism in Eukaryota, Apicomplexa, Conoidasida, Eucoccidiorida, Eimeriidae. The record is from RefSeq and is a predicted model, not a curated record.